ACCCUGAGGCUGAGAGCCCUAAACCUCUUCAUACCUCCAACAUAAACCCUAAUACUUCAAUCCAUCAAAAUAUAAAAAAGAGAAAUUCAAUUGUGUUCCCCAAUUGGUCUUCCUAAUCCAAAAAAAAGAGAAAAAAAAUGUCGUUUCUUGCUUGCAGAAAAUCAUUUGGAAUAUACAUAAAUUCCAUCUAUAAUCGUAGAACUUCCUUCCUAUUCUCGUCUGGGUCUCCUAUUUCACACACAACCACAGAAACCCCAUCUGGGCCUAUCCGAUUCUCGCAUUCAGUAUCAGAAAACCAUAUGUCACCAUCUAGGUCUCCCAUUAACAGGCAUGGGUCUCACCAAAUUCCCCUCCCUUCAACACCUUCGGUGUCUGAGAAGCCUAUUUCAACUUCCGGAUCUCCCAUUUUCCGGCGCGAAUUUUCUGGGUUUUGUUCUCGUGCAAUUCCAAGCAGCAAAAACCCUUGUCAAUUUCACCAAAAUCCAUCGAUUUUGACGCCAUUUCAAUAUUUUUGUACUGAAGCUGCUGUGCAGCACUCAACUGCUGACGGGCUCACAGUGGAGGGAAUUGUAACUAGUAAUUGGCCAAUUCUCGAUGAGACUGAGAGUGAUUGGAAAAGUCAUGCUGCUGCCAUUGCUCAAUCCAUUCAUCUAAUCAAGAAGCGGUUGAAGUGGAAAAAAUUGGUGGUCAGGUUGGAUUUGUUAUCAAUGCAGCUGAAUAAGCCAGAUAUUUGGGAUGAUCCUGUGCAUGCAGGGAAGAUAAGUCGCGAACAUGGUUCACUCAUGGGUAAAAUGAAAGCGGUGAGGGCAUUUGAGCGAGAAUUGCUAGAGCAUAUUGAUAUGAUUAACCUUGCUCGUGAAGAGAAUGAUCCAGAGAUGGAAUCGGAAUCAUUGAAAGCUUUGCUUAGGAUGAGGAGGAAUUCAAAAGAGAAAGAGCUUCAAGCUAUGUUAUCUGGGGAGCAGGAUUCCUGCUCUUGUUACAUAGAGGUUCAAGCUGGAGCUGGUGGUACCGAGAGCAUGGAUUGGGCAGCAAUGGUCAUGCAGAUGUAUAAAAUGUGGGCUCAGCGACGUGGAUAUAAAGUCACCGUGGUGGAUGAAAUGUCUGGUGAGAUUGCCGGAAUCAAGCGAGCAACAAUCAAGGUGGAUGGUGAAUAUGCUUUUGGAUAUGCCAAAGCAGAAGUAGGAGUGCACAGGUUGGUACGAAUCUCACCCUUUGACAGUAAUAAGCGUCGACAUACUUCAUUUGCUGCUGUUGCUGUAAUUCCAAUCUCGGGUGAUGGAUCUACCCAUGUACAAAUUAGUGACUCUGAUCUCCGUAUUGAGCGAUUUCGUGCUGGGGGAGCUGGUGGCCAGCAUGUUAAUACGACUGAGAGUGCUGUGAGGAUAGUUCACAUUCCUACAGGAAUUUCUGCCACUUGUCAAAAUGAAAGAUCACAACAUCAAAACAAGGCUUCAGCAAUGGCCGUGCUUCAGUCUCGAGUGGACCAGCUUGAGAUGGCUCGCCAGGCUCAGAUGAAUGCGCAACAUACACAAUCACUCACUGACAUUACUUGGGGCAGCCAGAUACGUAGUUAUGUGCUUCAUCCUUACCGCAUGGUUAAAGAUCUCCGAACCAGCUAUGAAGUUUCGGAUCCUGAUUCUGUCCUUGAAGGAGAUCUGGAUGGAUUCAUCCUGAGCUAUUUAUCAGCUUCCUUGGAUAAAGAUGAAGAUGGUCGGUGAAUUUAGUUGCUGGAUUUCUUUGGCAUCGUGCAUAUUGUCAGCAGAGCUAAGUCCGUGCAUGCUUGGGCAUCCGAUAAUUAGAGGCCAGAUCUUGACUAGCAAGACAAUCAGCUACAACGACAUCCGGGAGGUUCAGGCGUGGGAUUUUGAUUGUCGUGGAGAAAGAAUACAAUUGAUUCUCUGUAAUAUCUAAAGGAUUUUCUUCAACAGAUAUGCCUGUCUUCACAUACAAAUAUGACAUGAUGUAAGAUUAUACAUUGUUGUUAAAGCAGGCCUUGUCAUAGAGUGCAUACAUAUUGAUAAAAUUUGAAGGUGAGAUGAUGAGCAGAAUCAGCAUUGGAUAA
This is a messenger RNA of Carya illinoinensis, 2062 nucleotides long. Its product is annotated as peptide chain release factor PrfB2, chloroplastic. The coding region runs from base 138 to 1718 and encodes 526 amino acids. Gene Ontology annotation, molecular function: translation release factor activity, codon specific. The transcript is spliced from 7 exons. NCBI's taxonomy places the organism in Eukaryota, Viridiplantae, Streptophyta, Magnoliopsida, Fagales, Juglandaceae. Gene Ontology annotation, cellular component: cytoplasm. The record is from RefSeq and is a predicted model, not a curated record. Gene Ontology annotation, biological process: translational termination.